UUUGGUCGUCUCUCUCUCUUGUGGUCGGAGAGAAGUUGAUUUACAGAUCGUCGGAGAUGCUUUGUCUUCUUCUCAAUUGCGUCUUCCACUUUUCCUUCUUCCUUUGAUUUUCAAUCCAGCUCCACACAACCUCUAUCAUGCACUCGUGCGCGCUUUUCAGCUCAAUAAAUUGAUAUAUUCACCAGACUGCGAUGGCUUCGAGGUGUUGCUUUAGGGCGAGCAGAUUUCUCUUACAGAGAGGAAACAAAAUGAUGAUUGCGAACUCUCACAAUGUCUCCAUCGCCGCUGUCACUCGUUUCCCUAGUUCCCGUCGCUUGACCUCUUGCCUGUCCGGCGGGAAAACUCUCCUUCACUAUCAUUUGACUACUUCUACUUCUAUUACUACUACUACUACCAGGAGUACCUCUCAUUUCUUCAAGCACCUGAAGGGUUUCAUUUCUGAUCCAAGUUCACGACCUUCAAAUCCACAAAACAAGGAUUUUUCUGGGUUAGAUGGACAUGCUAUGUUCUCCACAUCAGCUGGAAAUGACCAACCUAGUAAGAUAGAGAAGAAGACUUCUGUGGUGAAAGGUGAUGAUACUUCUGGAGAGAAUAUACCCAACACGAAAAUCCUUGCCACUCUAGCUAAAUGUUUGUGGAUGAAAGAUAACCCUGAAUUUCGGUUUAGGGUGAUUGCUGCAUUGGGUUUUCUGGUUGGAGCCAAGGUUUUGAAUGUUCAAGUGCCAUUCCUGUUCAAGCUAGCUGUUGAUUGGUUAACUACAGCAACUGGCAAUGCUAGUUCCCUUUCUGCAUUUACAGCAGCUAAUUCAACCGCUUUAGCUCUCUUUGUAAGUCCUGUUGCUGUACUAAUUGGAUAUGGUGUGGCACGGACAGGAGCGUCUGCUUUUAAUGAGUUGCGAAGUGCUGUAUUUGCAAAAGUGGCGUUACGUACAAUCCGUUCUGUUUCUAGAAAGGUUUUUUCACAUCUGCAUGACCUUGAUCUUCAUUAUCAUCUUAGUCGAGAAACGGGGGCUCUUAACCGAACUAUUGAUCGUGGAAGUCGUGCAAUAAACUUUAUCCUUUCCGCCAUGGUUUUCAAUGUUGUACCUACCGUUUUGGAGAUAUCUCUGGUAUCAGGUAUAUUGGCAUACAAUUUUGGAGCACCGUUUGCUUGGAUCACAUCACUUUCUGUUGCUGCCUAUGUAGCUUUCACAUUGGUUGUGACACAGUGGAGAACAAAGUUCAGGAAAACCAUGAAUAAAGCAGAUAAUGAUGCCAAUACAAGGGCCAUUGACUCACUUAUCAAUUAUGAGACAGUCAAAUACUUCAAUAAUGAAGUUUAUGAAGCUGAUAAAUAUGAUGAGUUAUUGGAGAAAUAUGAAGAUGCUGCCUUGCAAACUCAAAGGAGCCUUUCGGUUUUGAACUUUGGCCAAAAUCUGAUAUUUAGCACAGCUCUAUCAACUGCUAUGGUAUUGUGUUCACAUGGGAUUAUGAGUGGCAAAAUGACAAUUGGUGAUUUGGUUAUGGUGAAUGGGCUUCUUUUUCAGCUGUCUCUUCCAUUAAACUUCCUUGGCAGUGUUUAUCGUGAGACAAUACAGAGUCUUGUUGACAUGAAAUCCAUGUUUCAGUUACUUGAGGAAAAAGCUGGCGUUCAGAAUGAAGUUGAUGCAAAGCCACUGGUUUUGAAGGGAGGUAGCAUUCAAUUUGAAAAUGUUCACUUUAGUUAUCUAUUGGACAGAAAGAUUCUAGAUGGUGUAUCGUUUUCUGUUCCAUCCGGAAAGAGUGUAGCAAUUGUAGGAACCAGUGGCAGUGGCAAGUCAACCAUUCUCAGAUUGCUUUUCAGAUUUUUUGACACUGAUUCCGGAAAUAUAAGAAUAGAUGGUCAAGACAUAAGAAAUAUAACUAUGGAAUCCCUCCGCAGAUCCAUAGGUGUUGUUCCUCAAGAUACUGUUCUCUUCAAUGAUACUAUAUUCCAUAAUAUCCAGUAUGGUCGUCUUUCAUCGACAGAGGAAGAGGUGUAUGAUGCUGCUCGAAGUGCAGCAAUUCAUGACACUAUCAUGAAAUUUCCGAACAAGUACUUAACCAUGGUGGGAGAGCGUGGCCUGAAGUUAAGUGGAGGUGAAAAGCAACGGGUGGCUCUAGCUCGUGCUUUCCUGAAAGCUCCGCCGCUUCUGCUUUGCGACGAAGCAACAAGUGCUCUUGACAGCACAACAGAGGGAGAAAUAUUGAGUGCCUUGAAGUCUAUUGCAAAUAAUCGAACUUCAAUCUUUAUAGCUCAUAGGCUCACAACAGCUAUGCAAUGUGACGAGAUAAUAGUUCUGGAGAAUGGGAAGGUAGUAGAACAAGGCCCCCAUGAAGCUCUUUUAUUAAAGGCGGGUAGAUAUGCUCAAUUAUGGGGGCAGCAGAAUAGCACUGUUGAUGGACUUGAUGCUGCCAUCAAAUUGGAGGCUUGAAAGUUGAAACUUAUACAAAUUAAACUGAUUCAAAUGUAAUCUUUAUUCUCUAUUCAGACAUCUAAAUUUGAUGUGUGGAUUGUCCAUUUUGUAAUAGUACAUUGCUAUACAAAUAAAGGUUUGGUUAUCUAAACAGUUUCAAUAAGAAAUCAACAUUGUAAUUUGUUUGUUUUAAAGUCUAUUUGGAGAUUUGUUGCCU
This is a messenger RNA of Impatiens glandulifera, 2631 nucleotides long. Its product is annotated as ABC transporter B family member 25, mitochondrial-like. The coding region runs from base 192 to 2432 and encodes 746 amino acids. The transcript is spliced from 20 exons. Gene Ontology annotation, cellular component: mitochondrial inner membrane. Lineage: Eukaryota; Viridiplantae; Streptophyta; Magnoliopsida; Ericales; Balsaminaceae. The record is from RefSeq and is a predicted model, not a curated record. Gene Ontology annotation, molecular function: ATP binding; ATP hydrolysis activity; ABC-type transporter activity. Gene Ontology annotation, biological process: transmembrane transport; intracellular iron ion homeostasis.